AUGCAAACACAAAGAUACGAAUCUAAAGAUUUAUCCGAAGUAGAUUCAUUGAAACAACGAAUCAUUGAUCUUAAAACUGAAAAUGCUUCACUUAGAGAUAAGUUAAACCAAACUGUAAAAGAGAAUAAG
This is a messenger RNA of Dentiscutata heterogama, 129 nucleotides long. Lineage: Eukaryota; Fungi; Glomeromycota; Glomeromycetes; Diversisporales; Gigasporaceae. The record is from the annotation of a GenBank genome assembly.